AUGAGGGGGGGUAUGUGGCGACGGCGGGAGAGAAGAAAAAGAGACAAUGAGGGGGGGUACGUGGCAACGGCGGGAAAAAGAAUUAGGAUGGUCUCCUCGAGAAGGGAGGCUAAAGUCGAUAGGUGGUGA
This is a messenger RNA of Spirodela intermedia, 129 nucleotides long. Lineage: Eukaryota; Viridiplantae; Streptophyta; Magnoliopsida; Alismatales; Araceae. The record is from the annotation of a GenBank genome assembly.